UCAAUGUAGGAUGUAUUAUAGAUUGGAUUGGGUUGAAUUGUAAACUUCGAAUGGUAGUUUUUGUUGGGCCGGAUAUAACAAGCUUGAGCCCAAAAAUUGGCGAAAGGAAAGGUUCGGCCCAAGUGGCCUCAUAAACAGAAAAUAACUUAAAAGGCCCACUAAACUAAAAGCAUGAAAAGCCCAUAAUUUCUUCUUCUUCUUCUUCUUCCCUCAAUUCCAAAACUCUCAACACAAAAGUUAUCUUUCCACUCAUCCUUUUCUUCAUCUCUACGAAACACUCUGAAACUAACACAAACCUCAGGAUACAGAAAUGGCAAUGUCAAUGUCAAACACCACAAAGAAUUGCUUCUGCCAACCCAGAAAGCCAUUCUUUUCUCCUCUCCCUCCCUUCCAUCCAUCCAUCCAUCCAUCCAUUCCCCAUAUAUAUAAAAUCUCUCCAUCUUCUAAUUCCCUUUCCCAAAUAACUAAACUUAAUUUUUCAUGUCUUUUGCUUCAUCUCGCCAUACCAGAUCCUCUUUCCAUUUCUACUGGUGCCACCAAUGCCACCGGAUGGUCACCCUCGCCACCGCUGGAGACCCGUCCGAGCUCAUCUGCCCACGCUGCUCCGCCCAGUUCCUUGAAGAGCUCCAUCUCACCCGCCCCCAAUUCGAUAACUCUCCCGAGACUCGUUUACUUCAAGCCCUCUCCCUAAUGCUCGACCCCCCGGUUCGGCUCUUUAGACUCCCUGACCUUGACCGCCGUCGUCCGACGUCGCACCAAUUCGACAAUUUCGACCGACGAUCGUUUAGUGAUCCAGAAGGUGACGAAUGGUUCCACUGGCGAACCCGGCGACGCAAUCGAAGCCUGGACGAGAGGGACAACUCCAGCCUGCAACCCCCAAAUCAGAACCGGUCUCGAACUGUCAUCAUUCUCAGACCCACAGACCAAUCUCGGCCGGUUCAGCCCAUAAUACCGCCGAGAACAGACCCAAGAGACUACUUCACUGGACCACGACUCGACGAGCUAAUCGAAGAACUAACACAGAACGACCGGCCAGGGCCGCAGCCAGCGAGCGAGGCAGCAAUAGAGCGAAUCCCAACGGUGAAGAUAGCGGCGGAGCAUUUGAAGAACGACUCAGCGUGUCCAGUUUGUAAGGAGGAGUUCGAGAUUGGGGAAGAAGCAAGGGAAUUGAUGUGCAAGCAUGUAUACCAUUCGGAGUGCAUAGUGCCAUGGCUACGACUUCACAACUCAUGUCCGGUUUGCAGGCAGGAGAUGCCGCCAUCACCGCCGGAGAAUCAAGAGGCAGAAAGUUCUGAAGAUGGAGAAGGAGAAGGGAUUGGGAGAAGAUGUACCAGGUGGUGGGGUCAGUUGGUGAAUAGGCCAUUUCGGAGUAGAUAUAGGCAGAUCAGCCCUCCACAGGACCGCCACAAUUCUUCUUCUAGAUAUUAUAGUGGCUAAUAGCAUUGAUAUAAAAUACAAGGGGUAUUCAAUUAAAUAAAAGCUUGUAUGAGCGAGCAUACACUAAAGAUGCACAUACAAUAAUUAAGGGUCUCCCAACAAUGGUGUAUUCUUAACAGUCAUUAUCUGUCUAAUGGGCAGCAAAAUCAUGUUCAAAACUAAGCAAAUAUCUCAGCAUCAUUUCCCUAUUUCCCAUUAUUCUAAAACUUCGGGAUAAGAAAUAAUUGAUAUACUUCAUAGAAAUAGGAAAAGAAAACGAAAGAAAGCUACUCCAUAUGACAAAAUAGAAAAGUAAGGCACAUAGUAAACUUGGUGAUCAAGGCAUCCCUUCUUCUAAACAAAUUAUAGGUUCAUUUUCCUCUACUCUAUAUUUGGUAAGGUAGUAUUAGAAAUAAAUAGCAAAUAGAAAUUUGAUCAAAUUUUCCAAACUGGAAAUAAAAAACAUAAAAAGUUAUUU
This is a messenger RNA of Cucurbita pepo subsp. pepo (vegetable marrow), 1894 nucleotides long. RefSeq names its product E3 ubiquitin-protein ligase RZF1-like. Gene Ontology annotation, biological process: protein ubiquitination. Lineage: Eukaryota; Viridiplantae; Streptophyta; Magnoliopsida; Cucurbitales; Cucurbitaceae. The record is from RefSeq and is a predicted model, not a curated record. Gene Ontology annotation, molecular function: ubiquitin protein ligase activity. Gene Ontology annotation, cellular component: cytoplasm.